Cryphonectria parasitica EP155 is the source of this 4098-nucleotide messenger RNA. RefSeq lists its product as uncharacterized. The record is from RefSeq and is a predicted model, not a curated record. Gene Ontology annotation, molecular function: protein binding; RNA binding; ATP binding. Gene Ontology annotation, cellular component: intracellular anatomical structure. The coding region runs from base 1 to 4098 and encodes 1365 amino acids. NCBI's taxonomy places the organism in Eukaryota, Fungi, Ascomycota, Sordariomycetes, Diaporthales, Cryphonectriaceae. The transcript has 2 exons.
AUGGUGAAAAAGGGGAAGGAUAAGAGCAGCACGCCAGCUUCCGGGGGUUCUUCCUCCAAGGCCUCUGGCAAAAAGGCUGCCCCACCCGAGGAUGACCUGCUCAUCUUCACCACUGACAAGAAGAAGAAGAAGGACCCUGUGAACAAGGAUGAGGGCCCUCCAGAGCCACCGAAACCCACUGUCAAACAGAUCAUCGGUGGCCAGUCAUGGACCGGAAAGCUUCCAGUGAACCUCCUGUCGGAGCACUGCCAGAAGAUGAAAUGGCAGAGACCCGACUACAUCCAGCGCAAGGGCAAAGAGGGGUUUUCCUUCAUGGUUGUCCUGAGUGCCAAAAACUCAAAAACCCAAGAGGUGACCAAACUGGAGCCUUUCAAACUUCCGCCCACCCAUGUCCACAUGGCAUACAAGGAGACUUCGCUCGAGGCCAGGCAUUUUGCUGCUACAUAUGGGCUUUUUAGGGUCUGCAGUAUGAAGAACAUGUCCAUGAUUCUUCCCCCAGACUACAGGUCUAUAUGGAGAGAAUUCGAAGCCCUGAAGAAACAGGAUGUCAAGGAGGGCAAGGCCUGGAUGUACGAAGCCGACCCGUUCAAGGCGCUCGAAGAGAGAGAAGCUGCAAAGGCCGCGGCUGAGAAGAAGCGGAAGGAGCAGCAGGCUGCCAAAGAGAAGGCCGCCAGUCUGCCGGGGGCUGCUGGUCUGGUGCUCCGGGGCAAUGCCGCAGCAUCCGGUGGUGGCGGAUACAACCCAAUGAAAGGCUGGACCACCGUUCCGAAGAUGGAAAUGGGUGCCAAGACAAGACAACACUUGGAGAACCUCCUGCGACGCGAUACGAUAUGGAACCCGCACGGUAUUGUCAUGAGACCAGAGGAGAAGGCCUCCAUUGUGAAAGAGUUCCGGAACCUGGGUUUCCGUGCUAGUCAUGUUGAAGAAGCCGUGGAGGAGUGCAAAGACCGCGAGGAGACACUGGAGUGGUUGCUAAUCCACGUGCCGGAGGACGACCUACCGAAAUGGGCCUUACCAGAGAGCUACUCAGCCGGUGUCAGUGUUGGAGCGACGGAUCUGCGGAGAGAAGGAGCCGUAAAACGUCUGGCACAGUCUGGCUACUCGAUUGAACUCUGCCGAAAAGUCUACGAUGACAACAGCGGGGAUGAAGGCAAGGCAGCGGAGGCCUUACAGCAGAUCCUUCUAAACAGCGGGUCAGAGGCUGAGAACAGCGGCCUUGCAGGAGGACCGGCAACGACUGAAGACCGCGACCAGCUAUGGGAGGAGGAGCUGGCGAGCCUGGAGGCGCUGUACAGCGAACAGUAUGCCCGCCUAGGAACUGAUGUCUGUCAGCUGAAGUUGACCGAUGUUACCAACGGGCCCAAGCAGAACGUCGAGGCCUGUAUUCAUUUCCGCAAAUCACCCCACUAUCCCUCACAUUUGAUCCUGUCCGUGAUUGCGGACUUGCCAUCCUAUAUCAAGCUCAGCAUUAUCAAGAAAGCCUUGGCCUACAUGGUGGAGUCUCUGCAGGAAGAAGAGAUGAAGAUGUUCUACGUCAUUACCUGGGUACAGGAGCAUAUAAACGACAUCAUCGAACGCCCGGGAACUCUUCGUGAGAUUGCAGCUGUCUCAUCCACAGCUUCGGAGGCGAAAAAUCUCUCUACGAGGAAAUCGAACAAGAAGUCGCCAAGACGGCCCAACCCUAUAACAUGGACCCCUGAAAGCAGCUCUAUAGGGCGGUGGAUGGAGAGGCAGAAGACACAAGCGUUCCAGAAGAUGCUUGCUCAGCGUCAGAAGCUGCCUGCCUGGCAGGUCAGAGAGAGUGUGGUCAAGACGGUAACCGAGAACCAAAUCACCAUCAUCUCUGGAGAAACCGGUUCCGGAAAGUCGACUCAGUCAGUACAGUACAUCUUGGACGAUCUUUAUGACCGGGGAUAUGCCAAGUGUGCCAAUAUUAUUGUCACUCAACCUCGCAGGAUCUCUGCUCUGGGACUGGCGGACCGAGUCAGCGAAGAGCGCUGCACGACAGUCGGACAAGAAGUUGGGUACUCCAUCCGAGGAGAGAACAGGACGAGCAGGGACACGAAAAUUACUUUCGUCACUACCGGUGUACUCCUCAGACGACUGCAGACCUCUGGCGGGCGUGUUGACGACGUGGUGUCGUCUCUGGCAGACGUCAGCCAUGUCGUAAUUGACGAGGUCCACGAGCGAAGUCUCGACACGGACUUCCUGCUUAGCAUCAUCCGGGACGUGCUGUCUAGACGCAAAGAUCUCAAGCUUAUUCUCAUGAGUGCAACCCUGGAUUCUGCAACGUUUGGUGAUUACUUCAAAGCCGAUGGUCUGCGAGUGGGAUUUGUUGAAAUUGCUGGUCGUACGUUUCCGGUGCAGGACUUUUACCUCGACGACAUCAUCCAACAGACGGGGUUCACAGGACAGCAUGAUUACGACAGCAGAGCUCUUGACCGGAGUCUAGACGACAAGCAGCGGGUCUCCAAGGUUAUCCAGAAUCUCGGUAUGCGGAUCAACUACAACCUGCUCCUCGAGACCGCCAAGGCCAUCGACGCCGAGUUAUCGCAGACACAAAAAUCUGGCGGCAUCCUCAUCUUCUUACCUGGUGUCGCUGAGAUCAAUCAGACCUGCAGGAUGCUCGGUUCGGUGUCUUCAUUGUACGUGCUUCCGCUGCACGCAUCCCUGGAGACGAAAGAGCAGAGGAGGGUAUUCGCUGCACCGCCUUCCGGCAAGAGGAAGGUUGUCGUCGCGACCAACGUGGCUGAGACAUCUAUCACGAUUGACGACAUCGUCGCGGUCAUUGACAGCGGUCGGGUCAAGGAAACCAGCUUUGAUCCUCAGAACAACAUGCGAAAGCUGGAGGAGGCGUGGGCAUCUCGUGCGGCUUGCAAGCAGCGCCGCGGCAGAGCUGGACGUGUUCAGGCAGGCAAAUGCUACAAGCUGUACACACGUAACCUGGAGGAGCAAACCAUGCAGGAGCGGCCCGACCCAGAGAUCAGGCGUGUACCUCUGGAACAAUUAUGCCUUUCGGUCAGGGCCAUGGGCAACCAGGAUGUCGGCUUUUUUCUGUCCCGAACCCCAACACCUCCCGCGGCACUGGCGGUGGAGGGUGCCAUCAAGAUGCUCCGCCGGAUGGGCGCUCUCGACGGUGACGAACUCACCGCCCUCGGCCAGCAGCUCGCCAUGAUCCCGGCUGAUUUGCGGUGUGGAAAGUUAAUGGUUUACGGCGCCAUCUUUGGCUGCCUCGACGACUGUGUGACCAUCGCGGCCAUAUUGAGCACCAAGAGUCCCUUCCUGUCGCCGCCUGACAAGAGAGAUCUCGCGAAGCAAGCCAAGAUGAGCUUUGCCCAGGGAGAUGGUGACCUGCUGACAGACCUCCGGGCCUUCCAGCAAUGGGACGAACUAAUGCAGGACCGUAUACCUCAGCGGCAGGUCCGGAAUUUCUGCGACGAGAGCUUUCUCUCCUACAACACCCUCUCAGACAUCGCCUCGACAAGGACCCAGUACUACUCAGCCUUGAAGGAGAUUGGACUCAUACGGUCCGCUUCCUCCUCGAACAGUGGACAAAAACGCCCCUCACCAUCCAUGCCUCUGCUACGCGCCCUCACCGCUUCGGCCUUCAGCCCACAGAUUGCACGCAUUCAGUUUCCAGACAAGAAAUUUAUGUCAUCGGUAUCAGGAGCGGUGGAACUCGAUCCGGAAGCCAAGACGAUCAAGUAUUUCACGCACGAGAACGGGCGGGUAUUUGUGCACCCGAGCAGUACUCUAUUUGACAAUCAGGGUUUCUCUGGAAACGCGGCUUUUGUGUCAUACUUCACGUUGAUGUCUACGUCCAAGAUAUUUAUGAGGGACCUGACCCCAUUCAAUGCGUACACACUGCUACUGUUCUCAGGCGCUAUCGAGCUAGACACGCUCGGCAGGGGCCUGGUUGUCGAUGGCUGGCUCAGGUUGCGCGGUUGGGCGCGUAUUGGCGUCCUCAUCUCGAGGCUUCGCGGCAUGGUCGACGACAUCAUCGCAAGAAAGGUCGAAAACCCCGAGAUGGACCUUGGAAACAACGACGUGAUUAGAGCGGUGGUGAAGUUGAUAGAGCUAGACGGCCUGGAUGCAUAG